GAUGUUUCUAGUGUGACGUGUCAUCUAGUGGACGGAACGCUUCUUCAACAACUGCAGCCACCUCGGUAGCUCGCUAGCCAACAAAGUCGGAACAUUCAAGUUCUUUAGACAAUUUCGUGGUUUAUUUGCCACUGUGAUUUAAACAUACUUAUGUGUAAACAACUAGCUACCCCAUUUAAUUUAAUAUUUACGUUGUAAGUCAGCUAGCUGGCUGGUUAAGUUAGCACUCGUCUAGUCGCUAAUGCUAACAAGCGGUUAUUCCCGACCAUGAGUUCACGAAACUACUCUCCUCCUGAUAAAGAAGAGGUCUGCUGGACGGAGAAAGAAGCUCUUGUGAAAGAAGAGAAGGAAGAGAAGGAUGUUACAAUACAAAAACAAGUAGAGGGUGAGGCUGUUACCGUGAAAGAAGAAGAUGAAGACGCGUGUUUUGGAAUGAAGGAUGAAGAGGGGGAGAUUACUGUCACACUAGAGGAGGACGAAGAAGAGAAGACUGGAGAACUGAUUAACACCAGAAAAUACAGAGAGAGACGGGACAAUCGUGGAUCCUCUGGGGAGCCUCAACAACAUCAUGAUGCUGACGAGGCAGAGAAAAGUCUCUCCAGAUCAGAACUCCUCAAGAAACACCAGCGAGUACACACAGGAGAGAAAUCCUUCUGCUGCUCUGACUGUGGGAAAAUAUUAAACUCUUCAGUAGACCUUAAGAUACAUCAAAUAAUUCACACUGGAGAGAAACUUUCUAGGUGUGAUCAAUGUGGGAAGAGUUUCGGCACAUCUGGCUGUCUGACAAAACACCAGAGAACACACACAGGAGAGAAGUCUUAUAGCUGUGAUCAAUGUGGGAAGAGUUUUACGACAUCUAGCUAUCUAACUAUACACCAGAGAACACACACAGGAGAGAAAUUGUAUAGCUGUAGUCAGUGUGGGAAGAGUUUUACUCAUUCAACCAGCCUGAUAUCACACCAGAGAACACACACAGGAGAGAAACCUUAUAGCUGUCGUCAAUGUGGGAAGAGUUUUGGUACAUCUGGCUGUCUAGCAACACACCAGAGAACACACACAGGAGAGAAACCUUAUAGCUGUCGUCAAUGUGGGAAGAGUUUUGGUACAUCUGGCUGUCUAGCAACACACCAGAGAACACACACAGGAGAGAAACCUUAUAGCUGUACUCAAUGUGGGAAGAGUUUUACUCAUUCAACCAGCCUGAUAUCACACCAGAGAACACACACAGGAGAGAAACCUUAUAGCUGUGGUCAAUGUGGGAAGAGUUUCACUCAGUCAACCAGUCUGACAUCACACCAGAGAACACACACAGGAGAGAAACCCUGUAGCUGUGCUGAAUGUGGGAAGAGUUUUACUCAGCUAAGCAGCCUGAUAUCACACCAGAGAACACACACAGGAGAGAAACCGUAUAGCUGUAAUCAAUGUGGGAAGAGUUUUGCUUCAUCUGGCAUUCUGACUGUACACCAGAGAAUACACACAGGCGAGAAACCUUAUUGCUGUGAUCAAUGUGGGAGGAGUUUUACUCAGCUAAGCAGCCUGGUAUCUCACCAGAGAACACACACAGGAGAGAAACCUCACAGCUGUAAUCAAUGUGGGAAGAGAUACUCUGAUAAAAGAUCUCUGACUAAACAUCAGAAAAUACAUGUAGUUGUUUCAUGAUAUCAAUGAAAUAAUGUAGAAUGUUUUUAAUAUUGUGGAAGUAUUUUAGUCACAAUAAAGAAUGUUUUAACAUUG
Molecule: messenger RNA, 1734 nt
Organism: Oncorhynchus keta (chum salmon)
Lineage: Eukaryota; Metazoa; Chordata; Actinopteri; Salmoniformes; Salmonidae
Product: zinc finger protein 501-like
Exons: 2
Coding region: 268-1659 (463 amino acids)
Biological process (GO): regulation of transcription by RNA polymerase II
Cellular component (GO): nucleus
Molecular function (GO): RNA polymerase II cis-regulatory region sequence-specific DNA binding; DNA-binding transcription activator activity, RNA polymerase II-specific
Source: RefSeq, a predicted model, not a curated record